UGAAACUCUCGCUCGCCUUCUGCAUUCGCCUCGAUGUCUCAAUCUUCUUCGACACUUCAAUUGGCAAAUAAUGGACGCUUUAAAUGGCAAAAUGGAGUUGGACAUCAGCUCGCAUCCCAUCUUGGAGUUUCUCCGCGUCGAGGCCACCCAAGUACACACUCGCUUCCUGGAAUCUUCUCGAAGACAGCAAAGCACUGGAUCACUCAAACGAUCUACAAACUGUAAAUCACGGGUUCUAACAGUCCCAAAAACACACUUAAGGGAGAAAGAUCGUACUGGCCAGGACCUGAAGAUCCCAAGUAGAACUUAUAAGGUCUCUGCCAUGAUGACCCUCCAACUGCUCCUACUGAUUCUCUUCUUUGAUGGACAACUUGGAAUUCCCUUGGACAGAGUCCAGGACGAGGACAUGAGAAUCCGUGGCUGGUUGUCUGCAGCAGGUAUCUUCAAAGACUUGAACUCUGAGCUGUUUGUCGAGGAGCCUGGAUCUCCAUGUCAUGGUCAGUCUAGGAGUUUCAAAUGGAUGCAGAUUCUCAAGAAACCUCUUCACCAUCUCUUCAGAAAGCACCCGGAGCUCAGUAGGGAGCCGUGUAAAAAGCAGUUCGUUCCACGUAAGCUGCCAUUGCAGCCAGCUAUGCUGGGGAAGAGAGAGAAGGAUGUCUCCACGUACAACUGGAAUUCCUUUGGGUUAAGAUAUGGCAAGAGGGAAGUGGAGGGUGGGAAGAAAUGAGGAGCCUAACAGCAGGAUUCAUCCGGCCAACACCUCUCCAUUGAUAGAUAUUGUUAUCACCUCCCUUUUUUAACAGAUUCCAGCACUGAUAGCCCUUUGUGGUCCUGCUUAUCACCCAAGUCUUUGCCCUCCUCUCCUCUGACUUGAAUCCAUCUGCAUCCAUCUAUUGUCCACCUGCCUCUGUCUCCCAAAUCCACCCCUCCCCUUCUCCCUUCCAGCUCAAUCUGCCCAUCACCCUUGAUCCUUCUGCUCUCCUCCCAUAAUGUCUGGCUCUCGUCUCCCAGCUCCUCUUUGUGUCGUCUCUCACCACUCUUAGUCCUGAUGUAAGGAUUAGUCCCGAAACGUAGAGAGUUCCUAUCCUCCCCUUCCCCCCCCCACAACGGAUGCUCGACCUGUUGAGUUCCUCCAACACCUUGUUUGUUGCAGUAGGAAUUAUUACUGUGGGGCAGUAAUCUUUCUGAUUUGAGGUAGUUUAAAUGAAUCUUACCUGCAUUGUUAGAAAGCAUGCUCAUUAUUUCCUCUGUGUCUUACCAAA
Molecule: messenger RNA, 1262 nt
Organism: Hypanus sabinus (Atlantic stingray)
Lineage: Eukaryota; Metazoa; Chordata; Chondrichthyes; Myliobatiformes; Dasyatidae
Exons: 4
Coding region: 71-727 (218 amino acids)
Biological process (GO): positive regulation of cytosolic calcium ion concentration; G protein-coupled receptor signaling pathway
Cellular component (GO): neuron projection
Molecular function (GO): kisspeptin receptor binding
Source: RefSeq, a predicted model, not a curated record